GCAGCCAUUCACAGCCCAGCGGCAGAAAAUCCCAAAAAUUAAUUUCUAGAGAGCGCAUCAAAUUACAACAAUACCGUAUAACAACUUUCAAGAUGAAGUUGGAUACUAAGGCUAUGCGGUAUUUGACCGCUGAAGACUGGCGCACACUUACAGCAGUCGAACAAGGUUCCAAAAAUCAUGAAGUUGUCCCUACAAAACUCAUCGAACAAUUAUCAGGUCUCCGAGGCGGGGUUCACAGAUGCAUAUCCGCACUCGCAAAAGUCAAUUUAAUCGCACGUCUCAAGAACGCAAAGUACGAUGGCUAUCGUCUCACAUACGGAGGACUCGAUUAUCUUGCGUUGAAUACGUAUCGCAAACGCAAGGAUGUCUACAGUGUCGGAAAUCAAAUUGGGGUUGGAAAAGAGAGUGAUAUUUUCGUGGUGGCAGAUGAGAAGGGAGUGCAGAGGGUCCUAAAGAUCCAUCGAUUGGGACGAAUAUCAUUUAGAACGGUCAAGGCGAAUCGAGACUAUCUACGACAUCGAUCCUCGGCAUCAUGGAUGCAUAUGUCACGAUUGGCAGCGCUGAAGGAAUUCACAUUCAUGACGGCUCUACGAGAUAAUGGAUUUCCAGUCCCCGAACCACUCGCACAAUCUAGACACACUAUAGUUAUGUCUUUGAUCGAUGCAUUCCCUAUGCGUCAAAUAUCUUCCGUUCCAGAUCCAGCGUCCCUAUACGCCGAACUCAUCUCCAUGAUCCUACGCUUAGCACAAUAUGGUCUCAUUCACGGCGAUUUCAACGAAUUCAACAUUUUAAUCAAGGAAGAGACCAACCCAGAAAAUCCUGAAGAGGUACUCAGUUUGACUCCUAUUCUUAUUGAUUUUCCACAAAUGGUUUCUGUCGAUCAUGUAAAUGCGGAGUACUACUUUGAUCGAGACGUCAACUGCAUCAAGCGAUUUUUUGACCGACGAUUCCAUUUCACAAGCAAUGAGAAGGGUCCUCAUUUCAAGGAUGCUCGCAAACUUAUCGGCAAGGAUGGUGUAAAACGACUUGAUGUUUCUGUUGAGGCAUCGGGAUUCUCAAAGAAGAUGGCGAAAGAGCUUGAGGCAUACAUGAAAGCGGUAGGCGUUGAUGGUGAUGGCGAGCCUGGAGCAGAAAGAAGUGAUGAUGACUUUGACGACGACGAAGAUGAUGAUGACGACGAGGAGGAGGAUGAAGAAGAGGAAGAAGAAGAAAAGGAGGCUGCAGAUCCUGCCAACGUGGAACAGCAGAAUGAAGAGACUACAGAGACAAAGCCGAAGGGGGAUGCUGAACCAUCGAAUGAUGACAAGGAAGAACUGUCAUUGUCCAAUCUUAAGAUCGAAGAGAAGACUUGAUUCUAUUUCGCAGCCAAAACAAAAAUAACAAUUGAUAAUAAAUGUGCGGCUUAUCACUUACCUGGAGAAGUUGCUUCUUACUUUGUGGUGACCCAUACUAUCAAUAUUCGAUGUAGCCAGGCAAAGAGCAUUUUAAAGGACUGCUACAGUAACAUUGGAUCACGACAAUUGUAGUAUGAUCGCAUCACGACUCCCUCGAGAGUGUUUGAUCGGAGCCAUCAAUGUGGGUAUCGGUCACUCCAAAAUCAAGGAAAGCACCAAAGUCCUAAUUUGUCGAAGUUGCAGUGUGCA
This is a messenger RNA of Botrytis cinerea B05.10, 1643 nucleotides long. It is a transcript of the gene Bcrio2, whose product is annotated as Bcrio2. Gene Ontology annotation, cellular component: nucleus; cytosol; preribosome, small subunit precursor. NCBI's taxonomy places the organism in Eukaryota, Fungi, Ascomycota, Leotiomycetes, Helotiales, Sclerotiniaceae. Gene Ontology annotation, biological process: protein phosphorylation; maturation of SSU-rRNA. Gene Ontology annotation, molecular function: protein serine/threonine kinase activity; ATP binding. The record is from RefSeq and is a predicted model, not a curated record. The transcript has a single exon. The coding region runs from base 93 to 1352 and encodes 419 amino acids.